CGGCGGCGGGCGUCCUGGGCGGGCGCGGCGCCGAGGCUGCUGGCGCGUCCCGGGGGUUCCGAUUGAAGACCUGGCUGCUUGUUGCCCACUGGAUUAUGCCCAAGGCUUUCCUCCCCAAUGAUCCUCUUGCAACACGCCGGGCUUCCUCCACCUAAGAGGCCCUCAUCCUCUCCUCCUAUGUCAGUGGCCACCAGGUCUACAGGAACCUUGCAGCUUCCACCACAGAAGCCUUUUGGGCAGGAGGCUUCCUUGUCUUUGGCUGGAGAAGAAGAGUUACCCAAAGGAGGAGACCAAGACACUGCCCUGGAGGAGCUAUGUAAGCCUCUAUACUGCAAACUCUGCAAUGUCACCUUGAAUUCAGCGCAACAGGCCCAGGCUCAUUAUCAGGGUAAAAAUCAUGGUAAGAAACUCCGAAAUUACUAUGCUGCUAAUAGCUGUCCUCCUCCUACCAGAAUGAGCAAUGUGGCAGAGCCUGCUGCCACUCCAGUUGUUCCAGUCCCUCCACAGGUGGGCUCCUUUAAGCCGGGAGGCCGAGUGAUCCUGGCCACCGAGAAUGACUACUGUAAGCUCUGCGAUGCCUCCUUCAGUUCUCCGGCCGUGGCUCAGGCUCACUAUCAAGGGAAGAAUCAUGCCAAGAGGCUGCGACUGGCGGAAGCCCAGAGUCACUCAUUCUCGGAAUCCUCAGAGGUGGGUCCACGGCGGACCCGGAAAGAAGGGAGCGACUUUAAGAUGAUGCCUAAUAGGAGAAGUAUGUACACAGUACAGAACAAUUCAGCAGGUCCUUACUUCAAUCCUCGUUCUCGGCAGCGAAUCCCACGAGAUCUAGCCAUGUGUGUUACUCCAAGUGGCCAGUUUUACUGCUCCAUGUGCAACGUUGGGGCUGGCGAGGAGAUGGAAUUCCGGCAGCAUUUGGAGAGCAAGCAGCAUAAAAGCAAGGUGUCUGAACAGCGGUACAGGAAUGAGAUGGAGAAUCUGGGAUAUGUAUAGUGAUUGCUGUAUUCUAGUAGAGCAGCUUGUCCUGCCUGUUGUUUGCCUUCUGUCAACCUGCCCUGCUUUGUGGUCUUUUGAUAUGAGUACAUUCUUCUGCUUAAUGUUAACACAUGUAACCUGCAGUGGUACCAUGAGAUGUCAAAACUGGGGGUAGGAGGAAAGAAUAUGCUUCUUAGGUCCUAAUGCUUUCUCAGGUCAAUUAUGUUGAGCUGCUAAGCAUGUGACCUACCUACUCCAUCAGAAAUAACUGUUUCUCUCGGCCAAGUUCUGGUUGACUACUAGUCUGGCCGUUUAGAGCUGUGACUAUUGGAAAAUUUCAUCAUCUGUUGCAGUUCUAAUUUUAGAUUCUGUUAAACCAAGACUUAUGUUGAGUUCUUACUUUAGAUCACAGUAAAAAUAAGAAAGCAGAGAUUUGAGUUUCCCCAGGUUUCAUUGGAAAAUCACCUUAAUGCAUUGUCAGUAAGAUCACUAUUAUAAACUCUGUGAGGGUCUUUCCCAGGUCAUAUUUUCCCAGUGUCUACCACUUCCCCAUCAUUAAAAUGCAGGUUUUCUUGAACUCUGACAUUUUAGAUGUAUUUGUAUACUUCCAGACAGCCUACGUUCAUCCCCAGUUAUGGAUUUCCCACAAGUAAUUGCCACCACCUUCCCUCUUCUUUUUACCCCCGUCAUUGCAUCAACAUGUCUAAUAAGCUUACAUUCAUGCCCCAGCUGUGCUGUGGGAUUUCCAAGCCCCACAUUUGAAUAGUAUCUAGAGAGUUAAAGCUUGAUAUUGUUUGUAAGAUUUUUUUGUUCAGCUGAUUUUUAGGAAAUGUGAAUAUGUAUUAGGUUUUUCAUUUUAGAGUUGUGAAUUCAUUGAUAGUAGCAUGCACUUAUUUGAAAGUCUCAAUGGUAAGUUCAGAUCUCUUGACAUUUGCUUUUGGCAGACUUUUUAGAUAAUCCGAUCCUUAUACUUUACUUAUAUUCCUCUCUAUCCUGCCAUUUAGUUGGCUGACCUGAAAAAUGCUACCAUUUGCUAUUUCAUAGAGAGGAAGUUUUUUAAAAAGUUAAUCUAGUUUCAGUUACAUUAUUUCCUGUAGAAGAAUAUGUGGAUUUUGGUUUUCAUCUUUAUAUGGCUUCCUUGAAGAGACUAAAAGUAUGUUAUAGAUGACUUUGGUAUCUGAUCAUUAUAAAUUUUUGUUUUUCAAAUGAGAAGCCAUUGUGUAUAUCUGGAUUAUAAUGAAAUAUUCUAUAAACUUCCAUUAAUCAUAUUUAAUCUAUUUACUAUAGUUUAUGUUACAUGGAUAAGAAUGGUGCUCAUUCAUGCUUCUUCUGAAAGGCCACAAUCAACUGGAAGUUUAUACUGAGCAUCCUUUUCACUAUGAUCAAUUUAUAUUUGAUUGCUUAUGUUACUUAUUAAAAGUAAAGUUUCUGUUUCUCAUUGAAAAUUUUAUAGGCAAAUAGAUGGAGAGAAGGGAAAUUAUAAUCACCAUUGAUUUUCUAUACUAUUUUGGAACAAUGUUUGAACAGCUUAGGCCCAUAAUUAAAAAUCAGAUUUGUGAUUAUCAUUUAGUAAAGUAUUAAGUUAUUUUCUUCUGUGGGAAUGGUGGUUUAUUAAAAAGUAGAAUUAUUCAGUAAUUUCUUCCAGAAAUAAGAAUGAAAUAGUGUGUGGUUGAGUUUUUAGUUAGACACGUGAUUCUUAGUAUGAUAAUCCUUUUUGAAGUAAUAAAGUUCACUUUGUUAGUUUAGGAUGAUGUAGGGCUUAUCUUAUUGGCCAGUAGGUUACUCAUUUUGCUGCUAAGUAUAAUUUUUUGGUAGAUUUUAAUAUAGUGCUGGCCACUUUGUCUUAUGAUUACUUAAAAAAUCUCAUUUUUCUCUUUGUGUCUAUAUACACACAGCCAUAUUCAUCCCAGCCCCACACAUAGGUGUUUUUAUGUCAUACCAUAAAGAGAAUUUCAUUGACUCCUUAUUUCAGAUAACAAUGAAGAAAAAUGAAUAUGAAUUUACAUUUUAUAAAGCUGGCACUCAUCCACUUUCAGUUUUUCCUACGGAAACAAAAUGAAAGGAAGCGUUUUUCCCCUUCUCCCCACUUAACAACUUGGAUGAAAAACGGUGGACUUAAGGGCCUGAUGUUUUUGCAGGCCUUGUGAAUUCAGGUUUCCAGUUUCCCAGUGCCCUUAAUAGAUGUUAUGAAUACAUAAGAGCAUUUUCUUUUAAAGAAAGAAGUUAGAUUUAUAGUGUUAUUUCUUACUUGCUCUAUUUCUUUGCACUAAAAAAAGAGCUAUGUGUUUGUUUUAUAUGACACUUUAGUACCAUAUUGCCUAAAAGAACUCAGUUUGUUCCUUAAUUUCCAAACUCCAGGACUUUGUUAAGUACUUCCAUGGUCAUUGCUAGAGGUUAUAUACGCAUCUUAAAAAAAACCCACACCUCUAGUCUCGGGCUUGUUACCUUGCAGGAUUCUCCUGUGUUUCAUAGGUGAAACGGAGGUUGUCAUCUGUGCCUGGUGCAGGUUCUCACACUCACACAUCCCACGUAGACAGUGUUGUUCCCUGUCUUGGCAGGCGGUUGUUGCUCCUGAAUCAGUGAUAUGUGAUCUUCGUUGGUUUCAAAUUUUGUGAAGUCCAGUCUUGCUCUGUACCGUGCUUUGGGACUUGCACCCUGUGCUCCCCCGGGAAUCCUGUUCCUGUCUUUUUAUAUACUGUAUCCAAGGGUAUCUGAGGCCUAACAAUGAAAAACCUUCAGUCAGAAACAGUAGAUUACAGUCAUCAUCCCUAAGAACUCAUGGCGUCAGUCUCUUUUCUCUGUGAAUAUCUUUGUGUAAGUUGUCAUUAAAAAUCAGUGUUAGAAGAUAACAGUUAGAAACUCUUCUAAGGUAUUGUGGACAAGAAGUUGUAAAGGAAAAAUUUCACAUUCCAAUUAAAUGAUUGGAUUCCAUUUGCCUUCAAAGUGUUUUUUUUUCUUUAAAAAAAAAAAAGUUAAGUGACAGAAUUGAAUGUGACCUGUAAUCCCUUUGAGUCCAUACUGAAGAGAAAUGCUUUGUUAGUCUGGCUUUGUGUCUCAUGCCCUGCGACUUGUAAAUAAGUGCAUGUGUGUAUUGCAUUUGUCUGCUUGUCUCUUAUUGUGCUGAAUUCUGGAAGGUGAAUAAUUUUUCUAUACUAUUUAUUUUGAAAAAGUUCCUCCUACCCAACUCUUCCUAAACCAUUUAGGAUUUUUGAAACCCUGAGGUUGAAUGAAGAAUCAUGGUUGAGAUCAUCCUAUGUCUGAUUUAAAAGACUAACAGGAAGGAAAAGAUGCUCUAUUUGAUUUUGCAAAGCUGUUUUAAGAACUGUAUGCUUUUGCCUAUAGCUGUCUACCUACAGUUUGAACAAGGAUAUAAGGAAAUACACACACACACACACAUACACAUAUACACAUACAGUGGUGCUUUAAAAAGUUCGUGGGAAAAUAGAAUCAGGAAAUAAGUUUAUUUUAGUGCUAACAAUUUUGAAAUCUAUACGUAUGUGGAAUUUUCAAAAAGUCCAUGGAAAAUGUGUAUUAUGCAAGAAUUAUGCAUGGAUUUCAAAAUAUUUUGCACCAAAAUAAGCCUACCUUUUAAUUUCAUUUCCACUGACUGACUGAAGUCCCUUUGUAUGUAUACAUUUGGCUAAGUCUUCCUUUGUAGAGAGAUUCUAAGGAUUAGCUUCAGGAUUUAUGAUUCUUCACUCCUGAGUUGGCUGAGAUUGUAAACAAUGAGUUUGAGGACUGCCCAGUGAUUUGUGUAAGAUGAGUCUUGUUUGUGUCAAAGGAGACGUGGAAGUGUUUGAUACAACAUUUCCUGCAGAAAUGGUAGAUUUGGAAUCUCACCUAUUUUGUUUCCUCAGUGUCAGAAUUCAGACUGGAAGUACUCUCUGGAGAGCUGGUGAGUUGUAUAAUCGGGAUGAUAGAGCUUCUUUAGACAUAAGACAACAUUCUAGCAGUAUAAGCAAAAUGUUAAUUGUACAAAGCAAAGAGUUUUUGAAUAGAUGUUUUAAAGAAUUCUACCUUCCCAACUGUUUCUUAGCAGCCCAAAUCAUUGUUGAGGAGUUUCAUAGAUAAGAAAAUCUUUUUUAGUGUUAUUAUUUUUGGCGGGGGAACCCCUAUCGUCAUAAGCUACUACUAUCCAGAUACCUGAAUGGACAAUUAGCUAUGUAAAUAACUUCUCAUAAGAGAUUUCUACUGAUAGCUGCUUCAUUUUUUUCUUCCCUUUAUGAAAGGGAGGAUCAUUAGUAAACUCCCUUUCUGGGUAGCUACCAAAAAGAGUACUGGCUUAUGGUCCUAUGUGACCCUGUCUCCGUUAAGCCCAGAAUAUGAGUGCCUUUAGCAAGCAUUAGCAUUUCACAGAGAGAAGAGAUGACAGAAUUAUUGCCAUUAAUCACAACUCAUAAAACAGGCACUUGGAAUAGCAAAGGUCUGUGUGAAUUCUUCUCUUUUAUUUCUUAAUGCAAUCUUAAUUUAAUAUCAAGAAAACCUAUUACCAUUAUUGGUCAGGAACCAUAUUCCCAGAAAAUAAAUUCAGUUGUUCCAGACUGGCAAGAGUCAUAGGUCAUUUUGCACCUCGAUCUGUGUAACAUUUGUAUUUAGUGAAUGGUGGUGUGGUGGGUUGGGAGAACUUGACAAUUUGGGAAAAUUAUUUUUUCCAGUACUUUAUUCCAACUUUUCUGCAGAGGGGAGAGAAUUAUAUAUUUGCAAAUACGGUGUAUAAAGAGGCUGUGAGACAUAAUAAUUAUUAAUUGUGUUAGUUUGUCUUUACAUUAAAAGAGGCAUUUUCACCAGUCAGGCUUGAAGCCUUUUAAAACAAAAUUUUCCCUACUUUGGUUAAUUGAAAAUUCUGAAUUGCUGAGUACUUAGAGAAUCUUUAAAACACUGCUAAGUUAAUUUUUUGUAGAAAUAUUAAUAUUUUUAACAUUUUAUCAAAAAAUUUGACAUUUAUCAAAGUUGAAAAAAUUUAUAGUAUACUCACCACUAGAUUCUGCUACCUUCAGCAUUUUAUUGCACUUGUAUUCCUACAUAUCUCUCCAUCCCUCCAUUCACCUAUCCAUUUUUUUUUUGAAAACAUUUCAAUGUAAAUUUCAGAUAGGACAUCUUGCCUACCCCAAAUUUUUAGUAUAGAUGUCAUUAACUAGAGUUUAGUGUUUAUUUGAAUAUCCUUAUCUUUUUGAAAGCAGUGUGUGAAGUUGAUAACCUGAGCCAACUGAUGGAUUGGUUUUCUCCUGUGGACUUUAGUCUUCCAGUUUCUGUUCUGGUGUGUGCUUACUGGGAGGGAAGGUUACUCCUUUUUAGAAGGAAGUGUUCUUGAGGUGGUCAUUUAAAAUGCUUAAUCAUCAUUCAUGUUACAGUUUCAUGGCAAGAAUGUUUUCUUUACUCCUCUUCUGAUGGUGUGUUUUUUGCUGAACUAUGCAGUUUCUUUGAAAACUGUCAGUUACUGGUUGGGGUGUAUGAGCUCGGCUCACGCCAUAUGUCAGUCUUGCUGCUUUUCUGCCUGCCUGCCUUCUCCUUUCAUUAUUGAGCUGCUCCGCCGGAAGUGGAGGGGAGGAAAGGCUCCAACCCAUGUGUGAUUAGCUGGUUUACACAGUUCCAGGAAAGUAGUUUAGAAAGUCAAAACUAUUGGUUUAUUUAAAGAUAUGGUUUGAAUUUCCCAUGCUUCCUCUCAUUAUAAUCAGCAGAAUUAAAAAUGAUUGUACUGUACAAUGAGUUGUUGAAAUUGUGAGCCUUAUUAACUAACCAUUUUUAGCUUUAGUAAUAUUUACAACAUUUUUUGAUCUAUGCCUUUAUUUUUAAUGACCACUUUUUUGUGGGUAAAAUCUGAAGAAUUUAAGUGACUUAUCCCAGAUCAGGAAGAUUCAAUGUGGAAAAUUGACUCACAACUGAAAUGUAGAUGUUCGCGACUCAUAUUCUUGUACUUGUUUGAUAAAAUUCAUGGUUUCCAAAGUAACAGAAUACUUCCUUUGGGCCCUUGAAAAGAAAAUAUGUGUAUUUACUAAUUAGACUUUUAUUUUUAGACAUUGCAAAUUUCUUUGAGUUUAAAGAUAUUCUUACAGUUCUUAAUUAAGUCCAGUGCAAUUACUAAAAAUCUCACUGCACUGCCGAGUACUAAUAAUGUAGGUUUUAUCUGAUUUCUGUUUGCAUUUAAACGACUUUCAUGAUUCACUGAUAAUUCUGUGUAAGUACAUAAGUGAACCCCUCACUAGUGAAAAUAACUAUUCUAUAUCACUGAUUAUGAGUGUGUUCUCUACAUGAUAUAUUUUUUUAAGGAAAAGGAAUUCCAUGUGUCAGUGUGAGUGGUGUUAUCCUAGAGCAAAGCACACAUAAAGUAGUUUAUUUCUGCUCUGCAAAUCUGACAUUUAUGGGAACAAAGCUCUUUGGGAGUGUCUGGCUGUUGUUUUGCCUUCUUUUGGUACCUGAGUACCUUCCUGUGCUUUUUGUAAAUCAGCGUGUCACUCAGUACGUUCUGCAUUCAUUGGUGACCUCGUGGUCCCUUUGGCUGACUGUAAUGACUUAGUGUGGGAGUGGUGUGUCUGCUUUGAGAUGCCUUACUAGAUAUGUCACACUCUGCUUUAAAGCAUUCCAUGUCUCUGCUAGGACAAAAAGUUGCCUCUCUUGGAUGUAUGCUGUAGAUCCAGAAGCAAAUCUGAGUUUGCUUUCACUGCAAGCUUGCAUUUAAAUGCAGUUAUUGUUUUAAAUUAGAGAAUAAAAUCCCAAAACAUGAAGGGAGACUAUAGAACCCUUCAUUUAGUGGCAUGGCAAACUUUUAAAACCGCUUUUGCUGUUUCACUAGAACCAUAUUUUUGGUAAAGGAUAUUAAAAAAAAACCCAACCCAAACUGUAUGAAAUUGGGUUGUUUCCUAAAAUUUUCUCUAAAUGUCAUACAGGGAUUUAGGAUCUCUGUAUGCUGUUGGAGCACAGUGCCAGUCACUACUUUGGAAAUCUGUGUUUUGGGGCUACAGAAAUGACAAAUGUAUCAUGGGAUUAAAACCAAUCAACUGUGAAUUGUGAAACUGAAAUUGCUACUUUGGUUUUAUUUUCUUCAGCGUAUUGAAUAUAGAAACCUGAAAGUUAUUAAAAUUUACACUGCUUAUGUUGAUGGCUUAUUUUGGCUGUGUAUCCUCACUUAUGUACUGAUUUCUGAUAAAGGCUUGAUGUUAUUAAAACAGGCAUUUUGUGUUCAAUUUAAUAAAACAGUUUCUGA
Messenger RNA from Lepus europaeus (European hare), 8170 nucleotides. RefSeq names its product zinc finger matrin-type 3 (gene ZMAT3). Bases 118 to 987 code for a protein of 289 amino acids. NCBI's taxonomy places the organism in Eukaryota, Metazoa, Chordata, Mammalia, Lagomorpha, Leporidae. Gene Ontology annotation, molecular function: zinc ion binding; nucleic acid binding. The record is from RefSeq and is a predicted model, not a curated record. The transcript has 6 exons.